AUGAUUAUUAUUUUAAAUAGUUUAGGUCGCGCGAUGAAUUUAAUAGAGAAUUAUAAUUAUACAUUAUUGUCACAGUUGCCAAGUGCACCGACGGCAUAUGUAAAGAAUAAUGGAGGUAGUUCAAGAUGGGCAUUCAAGAAACCAAAGACACAGACCUAUCAACAUGGGCCGGCGACACACUUGGAGUUUGACAAGAACGAACAGUUGCUUGUGACGUUUGGACGUCGUGUCAUGUCGAUCAACGUCAAGAGAGCAGACAAUCUCGACAAGGACAGAGUGAUGGGUGAGUUUGUCGAGACGGGUGCCGUGUCGGCCACCUACCGCAAGGAUUACAAGCUGUUUGCCGUCGGUGAAGGCUCGAGCACUAUCCGUCUGAUGACGACCGACAACCGUAUGAGCGUGCGCAAGCUGCACGGCCAUGAGGGUGCCAUUCAAUGCUUGCUCUUUACACACGACCAGCAGCGUCUCAUCUCGGGUGCCAACGACGGUACCGUGCGUCUAUGGGACGUCGAUUCGGGCGAGCAGACCAUGAUUAUUGGUGGGCACACCGAUCAAGUGCGUGCGAUUGCAUUGUGCGACGACAAUAACCGCGUGCUCAGUGGUUCGUACGACCAUAGCAUCAAGCUGUGGGAUAUCGCCGAGGAAGAGUGUUUGCAUACGUUUGAUCACGGUGCACCUGUUGAAGCACUGCUUGUGCUCGGUGGCGGCGCGAUGGCCGUCUCUGCAGGUGGCACGUUUAUCAAGGUGUGGGACUUGUUGUCGGGCAGACUCGUGUACACGGGCGACAACCACAGCAAGACAGUCACAUCCCUCUACCUCAACAAAAAGGGCACCAAGUUUAUCACUGGGUCGCUCGACUGCAUGGCCAAGGUGCACAGCGCCACCACAUACAAUGUCGUCAGCUCGGUCAAGUUCCCCGAGCCCAUCCUCUCGCUCACCAUGAACGACGACCGUCUGUUUGCAGGUUCGGCAGCCGGCAACAUCCACAUUGCCACACGUGCCAACGCUGCCGCCGUCGACCCCCACGCCGCUGCCAAGCUCGCGUCCAAGAAGCGCGGCAAGAACCAAAUCCAACUCGACAUGCAAGAAAAGAACCAACCGUCGACUAUUAUCACCUCGGAAAACCAAUCCGACUUUCGUAAGCUCGACAAGCUACUCAAGCGUUUUGAGCACCGCGCAGCAUUUGAUUUUGCCAUCAACGUCAUGAAGAACAACGAUGUCAUUGCCCGUGUCGUCUACGAGCUCUCCAGAAGAGACGCCCUCGUCAUCGUGCUCAAGGACCGCAAGGAGCUCGAACUCGUCGAGAUUAUGCACGCUAUUCGUCGUUUCAACGGCAACUUGAAAUAUAUCAGCAUUGGUGUCACGCUCAUGGACACUCUCCUCUCGCUCUACAAGGGUCAUCUCUUGAACGGUGAAUGCAAACCUCUCUUUAGUUCCAUCAAAAACGAUAUACACAAACAAUGCAGUCGACAAAACGCCCUCUUGAAAAUUUCAGGCGCCCUCCAACUUUUAUACCUCGCUCAAGACAGUCAUCAACAUCAAACCAAUCCAGAUGAACAAAUUUUCAAAGACAAUGAAUCAACUACAUUAGAUGAUGAAGAUGAAUCAGAAGAAUCGGAAGAAUCGGAAGAAUCUGAAGUUGAAAAAUUAGAAUCAAUUGAUGAUUCAGAAGAUGAAGAAGAAGAAAAACAAGUGGAAAAAGAAGUGGAAAAUAAGAAAGAAAAUAAUAAUAAUAACAAUGCAAAGACAACAACAACAAAUAAUACUAAUGGAACAGAAAAGAAAAAUACUACUACUACAAUUGCUGCCAAACCUGCAGCUUCAACAAAGAAACCAACUCCAACCAUAACAGCAACAGCCAAACCAUCAACCACAAAAUCUGCCAAACAAGCUGCCACCACAACUAUUGUAGAAAAGAAAAGAAAAUCAUCAGAUGAAGACCAGGAACAAGAACAAGAACAAGAAACAAAACCAACUGCUGCCACCACAACCUCUAAACAACAACCAGAAAAGAAACAAAAACAAUCAUUAACAGCUCCAACUCUUUCAAUGAUGAACAAACAAGUUAAAAAGGCCCCUGCUACAACCCCAGCAUCUUCCAAAAUCAAAGCUAAAUAA
This is a messenger RNA of Cavenderia fasciculata, 2118 nucleotides long. RefSeq names its product WD40 repeat-containing protein (gene utp15). The coding region runs from base 1 to 2118 and encodes 705 amino acids. Gene Ontology annotation, molecular function: protein binding. Gene Ontology annotation, cellular component: nucleolus. Gene Ontology annotation, biological process: positive regulation of transcription by RNA polymerase I; rRNA processing. The record is from RefSeq and is a predicted model, not a curated record. The transcript has 2 exons. NCBI's taxonomy places the organism in Eukaryota, Evosea, Eumycetozoa, Acytosteliales, Cavenderiaceae.